GCGGGGCCGGGAGCCAUCGCCGCUCCCCGGACGCGUCCGGAGCGUGUCCGAGGUGUGUUCGGAGCGUGUCCGAGGUGUGUUCGGAGCGUGUCCGAGGUGUGUUCGGAGCGUGUCCGAGGUGUGUUCGGAGCGUGUUCGGAGCGUGUCCGGAGCGUGUCCGAGCGUGUCCGAGGGAUCCGGCCAUGCAGCGGGAGGUGGGCACGCUGCCGCUGGCCCCCGCCCUGCGCGCCCGCCUCGCCGCCGCCGGCUUCCAGACGGCGCAGGAGCUGCUGGACACCGGGCCCUGCGGCCUGAGCAAAGAAGUUGGAAUCUCCAGGGAAGAGGCGCUGGAAGCGCUGCAGGUGGUGAGGCAGGAAUGUCACGGGGAUGCAGCAAGGACAGCUGGGGGAUCAGGUGUCACCAGGAAGUGCACAGCCCUGGAGCUUCUGGAAGAAGAGCAAAGCCAGGGUUUCAUCAUCACCUUCUGCUCAGCACUGGACAACAUCCUGGGAGGAGGAGUGCAGCUGACAAAAAUCACCGAGAUCUGCGGAGCACCCGGUGUUGGCAAAACACAGCUCUGCAUGCAGCUGGCAGUGGAUGUCCAGAUCCCAGAGUGCUUUGGGGGCGUUGCUGGAGAAGCUGUGUUCAUUGACACUGAGGGAAGUUUUAUGGUGGACAGAGUGGUGGACAUUGCAGCUGCCUGUGUGCAGCACUGCCACCUUAUUGCUGAGGCUCAGCAAGAAGAGGAUCAUGGGAAAGCUUUGGAGACUUUCUCUCUGGAAAAUAUCCUCUCUCACAUCUAUUACUUCCGUUGUCGUGACUACACAGAGCUGCUGGCCCAGGUCUACCUCCUGCCAGAAUUCCUGUCAGAGCAUUCCAAGGUCCGGCUGGUGGUGAUUGAUGGCAUUGCCUUUCCCUUCCGCCACGACUUCGAGGACCUGUCCCUGCGCACGCGGCUGCUGAACGGGCUGGCACAGCAGCUCAUCAUCAUGGCCAACGACCACAAAUCUGCUGUAGUUCUGACAAACCAAAUGACAACGAGGAUUGGACAAAGCCAGUCCACAUUGGUACCUGCUUUAGGAGAAAGCUGGGGACACGCUGCCACCGUCCGUUUAAUCCUCCACUGGGACAACAGUCAGAGGCUGGCCACGUUGUACAAAUCUCCAAGUCAGAAGGAGUCCACCAUAGCCUAUCACAUCACACUAUUAUAAAAAUCAGCUCUGCCGACCAGAACUGAGAGAAGGAUCUGUUGGCGGAGACAAAAUUAGAUUAAAUGAGCCAGAUUUCGUUCUCAUCUGCUGGAGACAAGGAAGCUGUUCCAGGCUCAGAAUUGCAGAGAAAGAAAAAAAUUGACCGUUGCCUCACCAGUAAAUCUUCCAUGGCAAGUUGAUUUUUCCCCAUAUGUGCCUGGAAUUCUCAUGCAUGUCUCAGCAUCAGUGCCCAACAGUGAGGGGCAGAAGAGAAUUUUAUUACUGCACAAAAAGUGAAAUUCUAUGUAACCAACCUCAUGGCACUGCAUCAAAAAGAAAAUGGGUUGUUUGAUUUGCUGCUUAAGUCCCAGUUUGCUGAAAGCCAAGGGCUUUAACUGUCAUGCUGAGUUUGAAAUUAUUCCAUUUUGUGGGGACGACAUUUACUUGUGGUGGAGGAACUUAUUUUGUCACCACAACAAGAAUCCAGAUCCCACCACAGGCCUUGGCAACAGGCAAACACUGCGGUCACAGGAGAAUUCUCAAGCCCUGAGUCCUGCUUUGAAAUGCUUUAGUUUGGACAAGGAAAAUAACAAUUUAUUUGUUCCUGAUUUGAUGUGUUUUGCAUCUUUUCCGUUAUGAAAUACUGAGGAACCUGCAAGACUCUAAGUAGAGUUAAUUUGAGAAAACAUGGAGAAGAAAUAAUGUCACUGGAGGUACAAAGGUGUAGCCAAGGUUCAAGGUAGGAAAUCAGUCUCAAGUUGAAGUCAGUCACAAAGUAAUUGAUUUGUGUGGAAAGGAGAUUGGGCCACUAACCUGAGUGCUGAAUACAGAGCUGAGAAAAGUACAUUUAAAAUAUAACUACCAUUUUCCUGUUCAAUUUCAGUUCCUGUUCCUUUAGUUAUUUUACCGGGGGACUAAAUUUAGGAUCAGAUUUAUUCUCAGGUAUUUCAUGGAUUAACAACAAAGGUGAAAUCCUUACUGCCUGCUUUUUGAACUCCAUCCUUGUCCUGAACAAAAGAAAAUAGGAAAGUUGGAAGGGCUCUCCAAAGAGACUG
Oenanthe melanoleuca is the source of this 2224-nucleotide messenger RNA. RefSeq names its product RAD51 paralog C (gene RAD51C). The coding region runs from base 183 to 1190 and encodes 335 amino acids. Lineage: Eukaryota; Metazoa; Chordata; Aves; Passeriformes; Muscicapidae. Gene Ontology annotation, biological process: DNA repair; reciprocal meiotic recombination; meiotic DNA recombinase assembly. Gene Ontology annotation, molecular function: four-way junction DNA binding; ATP-dependent DNA damage sensor activity; crossover junction DNA endonuclease activity. The transcript has 9 exons. The record is from RefSeq and is a predicted model, not a curated record. Gene Ontology annotation, cellular component: Rad51B-Rad51C-Rad51D-XRCC2 complex; replication fork; Rad51C-XRCC3 complex.